Leptopilina heterotoma is the source of this 737-nucleotide messenger RNA. RefSeq lists its product as uncharacterized. Lineage: Eukaryota; Metazoa; Arthropoda; Insecta; Hymenoptera; Figitidae. The record is from RefSeq and is a predicted model, not a curated record. The transcript has 4 exons. The coding region runs from base 30 to 737 and encodes 235 amino acids.
CGUCUAACGACAUUGUUCUCUAAAAAACUAUGACUACAGUUAGUCUUUGUUUUCUGCUGGUGAUUUCUGCAUUGCCCGCAUUUUGUGAUAAUGGUGGAGUAUUUCAUAAAAUAAAAGAGGGAUUGCGUAGUGCAAAAAAUUAUUUAAAAACUGUAAAGGACAUUGCGAAUUUGGUGUCGGAAAGUUUGAAUCGAAAAGAAAGUCAAAGGCGAGGUGACAAUGGUGAAUUUAAUGAAGACAAAGAAAAGCCAAAAGAAUCUUUAGGUCCUGCUCCUUUUGUCUCCGCAUUUUUUCGCCUCUUAGGAUUGGAUUCGCAAAAAAUAACAGCCAUCACAGUUAACAGUGUUAUUUUUCUCGCCCAAAUGAUAGGAUCAUUAUUUGAUCUCACACCACGAAUUGAUGCUUCAAAUUCUAAUGAGAAUAAUGAUUUACCUGAUCCCUACAAAUUAAUUAUGGAAAAUGAGAGUCAAAAGAUUCAAAAUUUAGUGCAAAGAGCAAAAGAUUCAACUCUUCCAGAACAAUUAAUAGACGACAUUGAAGGUUUAGACACAUCUUGCGUCAGGCUAUUAAUUUGCAAAACAAGUCCAGUGAUUCGCGCUGCACAACUUUCAUUACAAAAAAAAUAUUCAAAUCCAUUUCAUCAAAUUACUUCUUGGCUACCGAGUUUGAAAGAAUUUGAGGACAAUUCCGAAAUUUGUGAGCAAAAUCACACUGACUGUUUACUAUUUUCACAAUAA